GUAACAUUGUAUCCCUUGGGAGGCACUGAGCUCCGUCGUCUGGUUUCCGGCGGUCGCGCGCUCUUUUCUCGGGACGGUAGAGGCCGUGCAGCGUCGCUGUUACUUUGAGCAGAGAACUGUCGGUAGGGGAAGGCGAGUUUAGAGAGGACUGGGAGGCACUUUGUUGUAUUCAAUUGAAGUGAAGGGUCAAGUGGAGAUCUCAUAGAGACCACAUCUGUAACACAGUUGCACUGAAACAGGUGCAAAAAUGCAGAGCAAUAAGACUUUUAACUUGGAAAAGCAGAACCAUACUCCAAGGAAGCACCAUCAACACCACCACCAGCCACACCACCAGCAGCAGCAGCAGCAGCCACCACCACCCCCAAUACCUGCAAAUGGGCAGCAGGCCAGCAGCCAAAAUGAAGGCUUGACUAUUGACCUGAAGAAUUUUAGGAAACCAGGAGAGAAGACCUUCACCCAACGUAGCCGUCUGUUUGUGGGCAAUCUUCCCCCUGACAUCACUGAGGAGGAAAUGAGGAAACUAUUUGAGAAAUAUGGGAAGGCAGGGGAAGUUUUCAUUCACAAGGAUAAAGGCUUUGGCUUUAUUCGCUUGGAAACAAGAACCCUAGCAGAAAUUGCUAAAGUGGAGCUAGACAAUAUGCCGCUCCGUGGAAAGCAGCUGCGUGUGCGCUUUGCCUGCCAUAGCGCAUCCCUUACAGUUCGCAAUCUUCCUCAGUACGUGUCCAACGAACUGUUGGAAGAAGCCUUUUCUGUGUUUGGCCAGGUUGAAAGGGCUGUUGUUAUUGUGGAUGACCGAGGAAGGCCCUCAGGCAAAGGCAUUGUUGAGUUCUCAGGGAAGCCAGCUGCUCGGAAAGCUCUUGACAGAUGCAGUGAAGGCUCCUUCCUGCUAACCACAUUUCCUCGCCCUGUGACUGUGGAGCCCAUGGACCAGCUAGAUGAUGAAGAGGGACUUCCAGAGAAACUGGUUAUUAAAAACCAACAAUUUCACAAGGAGCGAGAGCAGCCACCCAGAUUUGCACAGCCUGGCUCCUUUGAGUAUGAGUAUGCCAUGCGCUGGAAAGCACUCAUUGAGAUGGAGAAGCAGCAGCAGGAUCAGGUGGACCGUAACAUCAAGGAAGCUCGUGAGAAGCUGGAAAUGGAGAUGGAAGCAGCUCGCCAUGAGCACCAGGUCAUGCUAAUGAGGCAGGACUUGAUGAGGCGCCAAGAAGAACUUAGGAGAAUGGAAGAGCUGCAUAACCAAGAAGUUCAGAAGCGAAAGCAGCUGGAACUCAGGCAGGAGGAGGAGCGCAGGCGCCGUGAGGAAGAAAUGCGACGGCAACAAGAAGAAAUGAUGCGACGACAGCAGGAAGGAUUCAAGGGAACCUUCCCUGAUGCGAGAGAGCAAGAGAUACGGAUGGGCCAAAUGGCUAUGGGAGGUGCUAUGGGAAUAAACAAUAGAGGCGCUAUGCCUCCUGCUCCUGUGCCAACUGGUACUCCAGCUCCUCCAGGACCUGCCACUAUGAUGCCGGAUGGAACCUUGGGAUUGACUCCACCAACAACUGAACGUUUUGGCCAAGCUGCUACAAUGGAAGGAAUUGGGGCAAUUGGUGGAACUCCUCCUGCAUUCAACCGUGCAGCUCCUGGAACCGAAUUUGCUCCAAACAAACGUCGCAGAUACUAAUAAAGUUGCAGUGUCUAGAUUCCCACACCCUUAAAAGAAGGACCCUUUUUGGACUAGCCAGAAUUCUACCCUGGAAAAAUGUUAGGGAUUCCUCCCAAUAGAUAGGUCUUCCCUGCCUGUAUUACUCUAGGGAGUAUGCUUGGAGGCAGAGGGCAAGGGAGGGUGGUAUGUAACAAACCAAGAUCUGUGUGGUGUACUAUACUGUUCAAUCAAUUCUGUGUGGUGCAUUCCUGAAGUUUUGUGAUUGUUGAGGAGCUGGGGAACCAUAGGAAAGUGGACUCAGAACCCCAGUAAUCGUAAUCAUUCCUUGUUUUGUCCACCAUGUUUUAAUUGCUUUUCCAUCUUUAUACCCCUGAGCCCUAGAGACACUGCCACAUAUGCCACAAAAUCAACAUCUCCCCAUGACCUAGCCCCAUUCCUCCAUUUGCUCCCAGGUGAGAAUUCAGACAAAUGUCCACAGAGGUUACAGCACACACACGGUUCUGUUAUCUCCCAUAUAUUUCCCCUUCAUGUCCUAAGGAAGACAUUUUCUCUUAGAUUUUCAUUUUAGUAUAUCUUAAAAAAAAUCUUUGUGUUAACUUGCCUCUUUUUCUUGGGUGAUAAACACCCAAGAAUGACCCUUUUGUGUCUAUGAUGUUGCUGUUCGCAGCUUUUCUUGAUAGGCCUAUUACAAUCUUGGGAACAGGGUUGCUGUGUACUGAAGGUCUGACAGUAGCUCUUAGCCUUGCCUAUCUUAGGUAGUUAUGCUGUGCAUUUUUUUAUUGGUGUACCAUGUUUGAUUUGUCCCUGAUACCUUACAUUUGGAGUUUUUCUGAGAAAUUGAGCAGUAAUGCAGCAUUACCUUAUUAAAAUACAUUUAAGCCUUUUAA
Molecule: messenger RNA, 2529 nt
Organism: Jaculus jaculus (lesser Egyptian jerboa)
Lineage: Eukaryota; Metazoa; Chordata; Mammalia; Rodentia; Dipodidae
Gene: Nono
Product: non-POU domain containing octamer binding
Exons: 13
Coding region: 248-1660 (470 amino acids)
Biological process (GO): regulation of DNA-templated transcription
Cellular component (GO): nucleus
Molecular function (GO): RNA binding
Source: RefSeq, a predicted model, not a curated record